Messenger RNA from Aricia agestis (brown argus), 1370 nucleotides. Its product is annotated as CLIP domain-containing serine protease B9-like. Gene Ontology annotation, molecular function: serine-type endopeptidase activity. Gene Ontology annotation, biological process: proteolysis. The record is from RefSeq and is a predicted model, not a curated record. The transcript is spliced from 11 exons. Lineage: Eukaryota; Metazoa; Arthropoda; Insecta; Lepidoptera; Lycaenidae. Bases 18 to 1370 code for a protein of 450 amino acids.
UAAGUGCAAACGCACACAUGCUCGUCGUGUUGCUACUUUGUGUCUCACCAGUUGUCUGUCAGUUCUUCGACUGCCACGACGACCCCAGCUCCGACCCGGAGGAUGGUCCUCUCGACACGGUGCAGUUCACCUGGCUGGGAGCGCUACAGUAUAUUCAUGUAAAGAAUGGAACCCCUCACUACUUCCGAGUCCCUCGGGCUGUGCUGGUGAACCGACAGUUCGCGCUCUCCACCGCAGUAGAUGCAGCGUAUAUACCUGAAGGAUAUGCCCUUGGCAACAUAGUAUUCGGUGACUACGAGCGGGAUGAGGCGGAGUGUCAGGUGAGCACGGAGGACCUGGCGGCGGGCGCUGACUGCGAGCCGGCGGUCAUGCUGGUGCCGAUAGCUGAUGUGCUGCUGCACCCCGAGUUCAAGCACUUCGGAGUCAGAGACAGCAUCGCGCUGCUAAAGCUGAUCAUUAAUUUGAGGUCAGGCUACAUGGUCCCUGUUUGCCUUCCAUUCAAGGACUUCUUGAUUGGUAAAGACGGAAAGCAGACGACAGAGAAAAUAUUUCACAUAGACUUUGGGAGUGACGUACCAAGAGACUUUAUAGAGGAGGAAAAAGAAGUUACUCAUAUAAGGUUGCUGCCAAGAGAACUGUGUUUUCUGUACGAUAGUCCCAAUAUGAACAGAAGCAGCAUAGUGAAGAACCGUGUGGCCUGCUCUACUGGCUGCGGGUUCAGAUCUGGUUCACCGAGCUUGGUUCAUGAGCACACUGGACAUUGGUCAGUUGUGUCCAUCGCCCAAGGUGGUAGUGGUUGCGGCGACCCGCUGCGCCCGCGCCGGCCGCCCGCCCCUGCGCGUCAUACGCUGCUGCAUCCUUACGUGCCAUGGAUCACUGCCGCGAUCACUGGAAAACCCGUCGGAGCCUUCGUCAAAGACGAUCCCUUUGGUUACAUAACCCCCCGCGUCUCCCCCCACGACCUGGUGAACCACGGCUGGGUGGGUCACUGGUGGAUGGGGGGGCCGCGUUGCUACGAGCGGGGGGAUGCCGCGAUGAUCUUCUUCAAGUUCUACCACGAGGUCUUCCAGGUGCUGCCAUCUUCGAAGACCUACCUGAACUAUUAUUUGGAGAUAAAGGGUGCUAACGACAUGGCGAUCAUCUGCGUGAAGGUGGGCAUGCCGUUCCGCCUCGGCAAGCCCAAGGUGUGGCAGCUUGAUACUCCGGAAGUCAGGGUGUUGGUGCCGCUGAUCACGUUCCAGCACCUGUACAAGUUCGAGGUCCAGGCGUUCGGGUACAACACCACCGAGGUGGAUAGCUCUGAGAGUGAGAGUGAAAGUGACACGAGUGAGAGCCAGGAGGAGGACGCUAGGAGGGGUAGGGGAGAAUAG